CGCACAACUUCCUGCAAGUGAGGCAACACCGAGCCCUGCUUCUCCUUUCCCGCAGCGACAGCAGCAGGAGGAAUCGGUGGGGUGCCCCGGGCCCCUCCGGCCUCCCCUGCCAGAACCCCGGGCCGGCCGGGCAGCCGCGCUGCAGCAGGGAUGCCCUGGAUGGUCCUACUGCUGGCAGUCGGCUCCGGGGCCAUCCCCGCGCCGUCCAUCCUGCUGGUGGCCCCCCACCCGAGCAGCCAGGAAGACCCUGUCCACAUCGCGUGCGUGGCCCCCUGGGGCUUCCCGGGGGCCAACUUCACCCUGUACCAAGGCGGGCAGGUGGUGCAGGUCCUGCAGGCCCCGGCCGGCCAGCUCGGCGUCACCUUCAACCUGAGCGGCGCCGCGGGAGGAGCCACCUUCCACUGCCGGUACGGGGUGCUGGGCGAGCACGGCCGGCCGCAGCUGUCGGACCUCAGCGCGCCCGUGCGCCUCGCCUCGCCAGUGAAAAUGCGCAAGUUACAGAAGAAGAGGGAGCGCGAUUCCUGCUGGGCCCAGAUCAGCUUCACUUCCUCAGACAUGGCCUUCGAUAACUCCCUGUUCGCCAUCUCUAUGAAAGUGAGCUCGGACGACGACCCCGGAGCCCUGGGCGGACCCCGCAAGCGGCCCACCUCCACCUCUUCCUCGCCGGAGCCCCCCGAGUUCAGCACCUUCCGGACCUGCCCCUGAGCCGCGGCCCGGGGACCCCCGUGCGACCCGGGCGUGGGGGCGGUGGGGAGUGGGGGGCGGUGGGGAGUGGGGGUGCGGCCCCGGGGAUCGCAUCACUACUGGAGGACCAGCGGGGGGACCCCGACCCCUCUGGGGAGACCCCGGCCCCUCUGUGGGUCCCGGGCCCUCUGGGGAGACCCCGGCCCCUCUGGGGAGACCCUGGCCCCUCUGGGGGAGACCCCGCCCCUCUGGGGAGACCCUGGCCCCUCUGGGGAGACCCCGGCCCCUCUGGGGAGACCCCGGCCCCUCUGGGGGAGACCCUGGCCCCUCUGUGGGGGUCCUGGCCCCUCUGUGGGGGUCCCCGGCCCCUCUGGGGGAGACCCCGGCCCCUCUGGGGGAGACCCCGGCCCCUCUGUGGAGACCCCGCCCCUCUGGGGGAGACCCCGGCCCCUCUGUGGAGACCCCGACCCCUCUGUGGAGACCCUGGCCCCUCUGUGGGGGUCCCCGGCCCCUCUGGGGAGACCCCGCCCCUCUGGGGGAGACCCCGGCCCCUCUGGGGAGACCCCGCCCCUCUGGGGGAGACCCCGGCCCCUCUGGGGAGACCCCGGCCCCUCUGUGGGUCCCAGGCCCUCUGGGGAGACCCCGACCCCUCUGGGGAGACCCUGGCCCCUCUGGGGAGACCCCGGCCCCUCUGGGGAGACCCCGGCCCCUCUGGGGGAGACCCUGGCCCCUCUGUGGAGGUCCUGGCCCCUCUGUGGGGGUCCCAGGCCCCUCUGGGGGAGACCCCGCCCCUCUGGGGGAGACCCCGCCCCUCUGGGGGAGACCCCGGCCCCCAUUUUGGAAAACCUGGUUUCAGCUGUGUCCGGGUGCCAGCGGAUGCAAGCCCUCUCUCUGUCUCCCUCCCUCUGUGUACUUGAAGUUUGAAAUA
Messenger RNA from Ochotona curzoniae (black-lipped pika), 1612 nucleotides. RefSeq names its product chromosome unknown C19orf38 homolog (gene CUNH19orf38). Lineage: Eukaryota; Metazoa; Chordata; Mammalia; Lagomorpha; Ochotonidae. The record is from RefSeq and is a predicted model, not a curated record. The transcript has 6 exons. Bases 151 to 705 code for a protein of 184 amino acids.